Messenger RNA from Closterium sp. Naga37s-1, 303 nucleotides. The record is from the annotation of a GenBank genome assembly. Lineage: Eukaryota; Viridiplantae; Streptophyta; Zygnematophyceae; Desmidiales; Closteriaceae.
AUGGCGGAGGGAAAGCAAGCGAAAGUGGAAGCAAUCACCCUCAAAGUUGUCGCCCAGGACGGAACAGAAGUGUCGUUCAAAGUAAAGCCGAAAACCAAGUUCAGCAAGUUAUUCCAGGCGUACAGCGAUAGAAAAGGGUUUAAGUUAGAUACCAUGCGGUUCCUAUACCACGGUGGUCGAGUCCUGGGAGACAACACACCUGCUGAGCUGGGCAUUGAGAACAACGACCAGAUCGAGGUGAUGGUGGAGCAAUUGGGAGGCGGCACGUGGUCCCAGCAGCAGUAUCGGUACCUUUUCAGAUGA